This is a messenger RNA of Gopherus evgoodei (Goodes thornscrub tortoise), 3996 nucleotides long. RefSeq names its product tandem C2 domains, nuclear (gene TC2N). Gene Ontology annotation, cellular component: nucleus. The record is from RefSeq and is a predicted model, not a curated record. Lineage: Eukaryota; Metazoa; Chordata; Testudines; Testudinidae. The transcript is spliced from 13 exons. Bases 1159 to 2628 code for a protein of 489 amino acids.
CCUCCUCUCCUAACAAGAGCGAUCAAUCACUAACCAAGGAGAACCGCUCCACUGAGGGAGGACAUCUGAGAUUUACAGCGAGCUGGGGCUGCAGGCUUGGAAACCAUCCCGCUGCCACCCCAGACUUGUCAGGCGUUAGGACCCAAAGAAAGGCUGCUGCAGCCGGUGUCAAGCAGAGCGCUGGGCAGGUAAGGAAGCCAGCGCCUGGGGAGGCAAGUGAAGAAGGGACAGGGCUGCGGCACCAGAAUCGCUUUCAGGUGGAGGCAGGCGGGGAGCGGCUGAACCCAGCACCAGCUGUGUUACGGGGCAGGCGAGGGAAGCCCUGGCAGUGAAAGCUUAGAGCCAGCUGCGUACAGGAGAGCCGGGGAGAGGCUGUAGCUGGGAGGAACCGGCACUGAGCCUGCAGGUAGCUGGGGCAAGGUCCAGGAGCUGGGUGCGUUGCGCUAGCUGUGGGGUAGGAGCCAGCCGUGCAGAGGAGGCUGGGGGAUAAAGGUUGGACAUUGAGUCCUAAAGCCGCCUGUGUGCAGGGGGCAGACGCUAGGCACAGAGCCAGCUGGGUGCAGGGGGAGUGAGGGACAGACGCUGGGGAUUGAGGGCUCCAGCCAGCUGGGUGCAGGGGGAGUGAGGGACAGACGCUGGGGAUUGAGGGCUCCAGCCAGCUGGGUGCAGGGGGAGUGAGGGACAGACGCUGGGGAUUGAGGGCUCCAGCCAGCUGGUUGCCGGGGAGGCUGGGGGAGAGGCGCUGGGGAGAGCAGGUGCAAGCGCCGUCCGCUCUGCAGCAUGGCGAGGGAGCCCGGCCCCCAGCUGCCAAGUGUCCUGCCCGCCCAGAGGAAGCUCCGCAGCGGUUUUGCUAAGCCCUGGCCCCUGUGAGGAGGGGAGAAGUUGGCGGUGAGUCUCACACCGCAGCCAGCCCCGAGUCUCUGCCUGGCCCCGGCGCCGAGUCAGGUGUUUCCCGCGAGGCCGCUCAGCUGCGCCGGCCGCCGCCCGCCGGGAGGAGGAUGCGGAGCCGCGCUGCCCAGGGGGAGCUUGCCCAGUGGGCAAAGGCAUAAAAGAUCUAAUGGCUGGAAGUUUAAAGAUAGAAAAAUUUUCAACACUGAAGGAUUGACUUCUGUGUUGGAGCAUUGUUCGUUUUUCACUUACGCUGAAAUAUUAGAAGCUAUGGCAAAAGAAUGCCUAAAGAACUGCUGCAAAGGGUGUUUCUACGUGGAGAAGGAAAAGAAUGACUCUUCCAUGGAGAAGGAAUCUGAAGCUGCAGCUGAAAACAGGCAAAGCAUUGUGGAGAAACCUCCAUUGUCUUCUGUGUCAGUGAAGCGUCAAGUUGGCUGUUCCGAGGAUUAUCUCCUUGCGAAACUGCCAUCAGAUGGCAAGGAGGUCCCAUUUGUGCUCCCUCAGCUUAAACUAGCUUACAUACAACCCAAGAACCUUGGCAGUUUGUCGCACGUUGGGGAAAUUCAAGGAUCUGCCAGAGCCUUUGUUAGUGACAGGAAAGCAGAACUUUCCAAUAUAUACCAGCAAGGGCCCCGUGGUGAUGUGGUGUAUAAUCCAUUCUAUAGGCAGCAGCGUAUUUCACCGGAUCUGACUAGGCGCUUCCCAGAAAAAUCAGAUGUGAGAUUAUAUGGAUCAGUUUGUGAUUUAAGGAGUAACACACUUCCUGGAUCACCUGGCUUAAGCUGUUCGCUGUUUGAUCUCACAAAUCCACCCCAUCGUGUCAUCCAGAGAUAUGAUUCAGUCUCCAGUGUACCCAGUAGUACCUCCUCGAAGAAGGAUUCACAAGGCAGUAACAGGAGCCUGGAUACCAUUACAUUAUCAGGUGAUGAACGAGACUUUGGAAGAAUGAAUGUGAAACUGUGUUAUGUUCCUUCUGCAGAACAGAUCUGGAUCACAAUCUUGCAUUGCAAAGAUCUGAGCUGGCCUUCUAGUUGUGGAGGAAAUCCUUAUAUCUCUGUCAAAGGAAUUCUGAUGUUGUCUAAGCCAGUGCAGUUCAAAUCUUCAGCCAAAGAAGGUUCCAAUGACAUUGAAUUCAUGGAAACCUUUGUGUUUACUAUCAAAUUGAAAAUUCUGCAGACUGCAAGACUGGUAUUUAAAAUCCAAACUCAGACUCCCCGAAAGAAAACAAUUGGAGAGUGUGCCCUGCCACUACGAGAGCUCAAUUCUCAGGAAUCGGAUCAUUGGUUGGAUAUAAUGCCGCCUUCCAAAGUUUCAGUGUGCAAAGCAGAACUUCAAAUAGGAACCUGUUUUCAAGCAAUAAACAGCAGGAUUCAGUUACAGAUUCUUGAAGCCCAAAGCCUCCCAAGCUCAUCCACACCGCUCUCUUUAAAUUUCUUUGUGAAGGUUUCAAUGUUUAGUACAGAAGGGUUGAUAUAUAAGAAAAAGACUCGUCUAUUGAAAUCCACCAAUGGCCAAGUGAAGUGGGGAGAAACGAUGAUUUUUCCAGUUAGCCCAAAUGAACAAGGAAUUAAUUUUCUCAUCAAACUCUACAGCAGGACCUCAGUGAGAAGAAAACACUUCCUGGGACAGGUCUGGCUAAGCUCUAACAGCAAUAGUAGUGAAGCAGCAGAUCAGUGGAGAGAUACAAUCACAAACCCCGAAAAGUUAGUCAUUAAAUGGCAUAACAUAAAUCCAUCCUGAAGAUGUCAGAGAUUAAUUCAGUACUGAUAUGGACUUGCUUCAAGAAACUCCUGCACUCUUAAAAUGAACUAAUACAGAUGAGAAGAGGGAAAAUACUGCUUACUUGAAUGUUUCAGGGAGUCUGGACAUGCAUCACAUAUUGUUAACUGGAAUAAGCCAAAAGGAAAAGGGAUCAGAGCUUUCACAGAGUACUGUUGGCAAAAUACUGGUAUGAUAACAGCUGGGAAUUAGUGAAACUGUACACUGAAGUAAGCACACCUUGAGAAGUGAACUGUUGUUGCUGUAGUUUUUCCAAGAAGGAUUAUAUAAUAUAAUGUUUAUGUAAAUGUAAAGCAUAUUUUAAAAGGUGUGUGUGGAAUUGAGCAUAUGCCCUUUUGUAUUUUAAACUUCUUUAUAGAAGGCUCGAAAGGGGAGUUGUGUGUAUUUUGGUUUUGGUUGUUUUUUUUUCCAAAAGAAUUUCUCUGAACUUUUUAAGGUAACAAUAGAAACGCAGUUCUCAUCUUCCCUGGAAAUGUCUAUAGAUGACUGGAGAACUGGCCGGAUUAUAUCUUUGAUACCAAGCAAGUGAAAUCAGACUGCAAGGGAAAGUGUUGUUAUAAACAGCCUGAACAAACUAUUUUUUCUAAGUAACUCCUGAAUAAACAGGAGAAAAGAUGCAACAUCACAACACUUCCAUUAAGGGUUGAGAAUGUUCCCAUCCUCCUGAGACUUUCACAAAACCAGGGAAAUGAAGACAUAAUAUUCUUGAUAUUUCAAAGACAAAACAAAAGCAGCAGAAUUUAAAAAAUAAACAAACCCCUUUUAGGCCACUUUUUUUUUCUACUUUUUUAAGUAAAAAAGGCAACAAACAUUUGUUUUCCUUGCAGAUUCUGUAACAAUGUUGGUAUCAAGUCUCUGAAAGCAGAAACUUGAUUCUGAUUUUUUCCCCAUUGUUCUCUGUCAUGGGUCUCCAUGUGAAGCCUUUAGUUGGGCAGGCUCGCAUUGACAUCAGUGGGAGUCUGCCCACGUAUGUACUUCCCUUUUGGGGCCCCUUCAUUAAGAUCAAGGGGGUCGCAUGAGUUUUGACUCCAUUUGAACAGAAUGAAAUGAACAUCUCUACAAAUAAGCAAACUUCAGGGGGUAGAGCCUCAACUGUGGCCUUGGAGCACUUAGCACAGCUAAGGAGUGGAGAACACACAGGGAUCCUGGGGUCACCCCAAGCAGUAGUCAGAGCCCAAAGACUGCUCUACCUUGUGCCAGCUGGCAGCAGCCACAAAGAGCUAUUCCAGCAGCCAGGGAUAGUGGUGGGGCACAGAUCCUCUUUUCUCCCAGCUGCCUCUGCUAUUUUGACACUGUGACGGGUUGGAUCAUAGAAACCCUCUUGGGAGC